ACAACAAUUGCAUUCAGGCAUAAUGUUUCUACGCCGCUGCACUUUUCUGCUGUUACUCUGCCUAAUUGCGAGUGACGCCAACGCCGCUCGCAAAACGAAGCGUCCUGUAAAGCCCGCGAAGCAAACACUGCCACGUACCAACAUAACGCCAGCGCCAGCAGCCGCAAUAGCUGCAGCAACAGCAGCACCAACAACAACAAGCAGCAGCAGCAGCUCAACGACAACCAGCACCAGCGAGCAGAGCGUUGAACUUGUACCACAACUGACCACGGGCAGCAGCAGCAGCAGCGGUGGCGCAAACAGCGCGAUUAGCAACGCUGAGCUGCCCAAGCCGCUGUUGCCACAAAACGAUGCACAGCCGGAGCCCAAGACGGACAAGGCCACCGAGACAGAGGAGGAGUGCGAUCCAGAUAUGAUUGGCUUUGAGAUAAUUACGGGCUACGUGCUGUCGGCGCCCUCAAAAAUGUUGGAUACAUUGCCGGGUACUCUGAUGCUUACGGACUGCUUGGAGGCCUGUCAGAGCAACGAAUCCUGUAGCUCUGUCAACUAUGAAACCGGCUUGUGUGUGCUGUUCAAGACGACCGCCGAUAAAUUGCCAGGUUCACUUUCGCGCUCACAAUUUCCGGUUUUCACGAUCUACGCACAGAAAUCGUGUUUGGGCGUCCGUCCUUGCUCCAAGGCCUGGUGCGUAGAUCGCGUUCAAGGUUACCGCCUGCCCGAGCAUGUCAAAUCUAGUCAGACGGUUCUUUCGCGUCGCGACUGCCUGGAACUGUGCCUGGGUGAAACGGAGUUUACGUGCCGCUCGGCCAACUUCUAUCGCCACUCUGGUCUGUGUGAGCUGUCUGAUAUGGAUCGCAUAACCCUCUCGGCUGCCGGCAGUGUGGAGGCCUAUGAGGGCGCCGACUAUCUCGAGAAUAAUUGCGCUGAGGAGCCGAGCAAACUGUGCGAAUUCAAGCGCAUCUCUGGUAAAAUACUGAAGACAGUGGAUUCCGUUUAUCAGGACAUUAACACCAUUGAUGAAUGUCGCGAUCUGUGCCUGAACUCGCCCUACAGAUGCCACUCGUAUGACUACAAUGACACUGGCGACAUGGUCUGUCGCCUGUCGCAUCACAGUCGCGCCACAUUGACGGAUGUAAUGGAUCCCUAUCUCGAUGUGCCUGAGGCAGCCACCUACGAGUUGUCCGCCUGUUAUAAUGUAUCGAUCGAGUGUCGUUCCGGUGAGAUGAUCACCAAGAUACGCACCUCCAAACUCUUCGAUGGCAAAGUGUAUGCAAAGGGAGCACCCAAAUCUUGUGCCGUUAAUGUCAACAAUUCGCUGGAGUUUGAUUUCCGCAUGGGCUACAAUGAUCUCGAGUGCAAUGUUCGACAGAGUGCCUAUGGUCGCUAUAUGAAUGAUAUUGUCAUCCAGCAUCAUGAUAUGAUUGUCACCUCUUCGGAUCUGGGACUGGCUGUCAGCUGUCAGUAUGAUUUGACCAACAAGACGGUUCUGAAUGAUGUCGAUUUGGGUGUCACUGGCGAGAUCGAAUCGUCGCUUAGCGAGGAGAUUACCAUCGAUUCACCGAAUGUCAUUAUGAAGAUCACCUCACGCGAUGGUAGCGACAUGAAGCGCAUUGCCGAGGUCGGUGAUCCGUUGGCUCUCCGUUUCGAGAUCGUUGAACAGAACAGUCCAUAUGAGAUCUUUGUGCGCGAAUUGGUUGCCAUGGAUGGUUCGGACAGCGCCGAGAUAACGCUGAUCGAUGCUAAUGGCUGUCCCACAGAUCAAUAUAUCAUGGGCACCAUACAGAAGCUGUCACAUAAUCGCAAGGUGUUGCUCUCACAAUUCGAUGCAUUCAAGUUUCCAUCCAGCGAGGUGGUUCAGUUCCGAGCACUGGUCACUCCCUGCAUUCCACGCUGUGAGCCAGUCAUAUGCGAUAGCGAGGAUGGCGCCAGCGGCGAACUCAAGUCUCUGGUCUCCUAUGGCCGCAGGAAGCGCUCCAUUGUUAACGGCACCGAUGGUGGCGAGUUCAUGGUCAGCAGCACACGCCAGCGUCGAGAUAUUGGACCAGCUUCCGCUGAUGAUAACAUACUGCUCGUGCAGUCCAUACAAAUCACCGACAAGUUCGGCUUCCAGGCCGAGGAUGGCAGCCAGCCACCGCAUCCAAUGGAUCCCCAUGAGAAGGCCUUUGCCGGCGUCGCCCAGGACAAGCUCACUUGUCUUAAUGGCUAUGGUUUGAUUUUUGCCGGCUCCCUGUUUCUGCUCGCCCAGCUCAGCAUCUUUGGCAUUUGGAAGACUGUGCAGCGACGCACCAAGAAGGAGCGCUAUCUUUACCAGCAGGAUCCCACGCCCACUAUUACAUACGGUGCACCCACAAUUCUCUAUGGCCCACCACCACCGGCCGGAUCGGUGUCGGGAGCGUCGCAUGUUAGCAGCGCCAAGGAUACGCUGAGCAAACUUUAUGACAGCGGCAUUAAUGGACGCUAUGGUCAGCAGUUCUAAACAGGGUAUCGGAUAGCUCUCACAAUUUAGCUGGGAACAAACGCAAUAUGCCUCGAAAGCUUCAAAAGAUUCGAUGAGACUUGAAUUAGCACAUAUAUAAAUAUAUAUAUUUAUAUAUGUAUGUAUGCGCAGCAAAAAGCAGCGGAAUGCAAUGAAAAUCAUUUGAAAAAUUCUUAGUUUAAUUUUACGUAAAAGAAAAAACAUUUAGCAUAAGUUUUAGCUUAGCUUAAACAUUAAUCGUAUACGCAAUUGAAAUUUGAUAAACAAUUUAAAUGCGCGCUUUUAAAUGCUUGUGGAAAUUCGUCGACACAUUUUCCAGCAUUUUAAAACUGCGCAUUGCAUUUAUAGCCAAAACUGAAGCAAAGAAUAAUCAAAAGUU
Molecule: messenger RNA, 2855 nt
Organism: Drosophila grimshawi
Lineage: Eukaryota; Metazoa; Arthropoda; Insecta; Diptera; Drosophilidae
Exons: 8
Coding region: 23-2476 (817 amino acids)
Source: RefSeq, a predicted model, not a curated record